CCUCAAUAGCUGAAUGUUCAUGUUUACAGUCACGUACGCAUCUAAUAUAUUCAAUAAUAAUUGACCGCGUGUUAUGACCUGGGAAUAGUUGAUUUGUUUGUUAUUUUUUAAUACUUUCUUUAUUGCUUCUGUUUACUAAUGAGUUCAUCGUCAAUGGCUUCAUUCAGCUAAUAUUACCUUCAUAUUUGAUAAUCAAUGUUACAGUUUGUUUUGUUGACACUUGCAAUGUAGUGUUUUUACUCUACUCUUUGUUAACUCUAUAAUAUACUCAACAUGGCAUUGAGUAAGCCUUCACCGGUUUUAAUGGUAAUAAGCUCUAAAAAAGAUGAAGAAUAUAUUGAAUGGCUUGAAAAUCAAUGGUCUUUCCUGUUUCAAAAAAUUAUUGGAAUGCAAAGAUUGUUUCGCUAUAGAAGACAACUGAAUUUAAUUGCGCCCUUAUCAUACUAUAUAUUGACCACGUUAUCAGGAUUACAAACCUUAGGCGAAGAGUACACUUCUCUCAUUCAAAUUGAUGGCUCCAAUAAAAUUGGUUUUAAAAUUCCUUCUAAAUUGCGUCGAACAAUUAUGGUUGGUGUUAAUUGCAUAUAUCCAUUGAUUACCAGUAUAAUCAUUCCAAGAUUGAUGAGAAACUCUGAAGAAUGGGAGAAAGAUUCAGUUUUAUUUAUUUUGGAGAAAUUACAACACAUCAAUUUGAUACUCUUUUACAUUUUUGGAAGUUUUUACCAUUUUUCCAAGAGAAUCUCUAACGUUAAAUACGCUACUUAUACUAGACUGACUGAUGAUUAUCGAAAGUUUUACCGCUUAUUAGGAUUGCUGUCAACUCUUGAAUUUGGCUUGUCAAUGAUGAUCGCUUACAGAAUCAAAAAAUAUGAAAAGGAAAAGGCUCAACAACAAAGUACUGAAUCAACGGAGGUAUCUGUUGCUGGUCCUAGGUGCACACUUUGCUGGUCAUCCAGAAAAGAUACAACUUCUACACCUUGUGGUCAUCUUUUUUGUUGGACUUGUAUUUGUCAAUGGAUUUCUAUCAAGAAAUUCUGUCCUAUUUGUCGUACUCAAAUUGAUGGUGGUCAAAAACUGAUUUACAUAAACAAUUGAUACUGUCAUUAACCUUUUCUCGAGUUGGGUUGCCGAGUAAAUAUUGUGAAUAAUUUAUAUGUUUGGGGCUUAAAGAAUCAUUGUGCAUUUAUAGAUUUAAUUUAUUUUGUUUUUGUGCCUUAUUCGGUGAUUAAACUGAUUUUUAGCAUUUGUUUAAUGUUAUAAUGUAAUGAAAAAUAUUUUGGGCUUACUUUUUCAAAAUAAAUGGAUACAUUUCAACUGAA
Tetranychus urticae (two-spotted spider mite) is the source of this 1319-nucleotide messenger RNA. NCBI's taxonomy places the organism in Eukaryota, Metazoa, Arthropoda, Arachnida, Trombidiformes, Tetranychidae. The record is from RefSeq and is a predicted model, not a curated record.